Messenger RNA from Maudiozyma barnettii, 585 nucleotides. RefSeq names its product type II nitroreductase (gene FRM2). NCBI's taxonomy places the organism in Eukaryota, Fungi, Ascomycota, Saccharomycetes, Saccharomycetales, Saccharomycetaceae. The transcript has a single exon. The coding region runs from base 1 to 585 and encodes 194 amino acids. The record is from RefSeq and is a predicted model, not a curated record. Gene Ontology annotation, biological process: cellular response to oxidative stress.
AUGUCCGCUACUACUCAAACUUACCUAAACGCUAUUUCUAACCGUAGAACUAUCUACAACUUGACCGAUGCUUUACCACAAAACGUCAGUGUUUCCGACAUCCAAACGGUCGUUCAAUCCAUCAUAAAGAACACUCCAACUGCUCUAAACUCUCAAGAAAACAGAGCCAUUAUCGUCACUGGUAACACCCACAAAAAGAUCUGGGAUGCUGUGAUCAAUGCCAUCCCAGGUGAGAAUGGUAAGAAGAGACCAACCUCUGCCAGAGAUGAAGCCUACGGUUGUGUUAUUUUCUUCACUGAACAAAACACCAUCAAGAAGUUCCAAAAAGACUAUCCAGCUGCCGCUUCUGCAUUCCCUGUUGCUGCUUCUGCCACCACUGGUGCAGUACAAAUCAACUCUUGGACCGCUUUGGAAACUAUGGGUCUAGGUUGUCAUUUACAACAUUACAACGAUGCUGUUAGAGCUGCUCUAGGUGAUAUGGUUCCAGAAUCCUGGACCGUGAACUCUCAAUUGUGUUUCGGUACACAAGUUAUCGCAGCUGGUGAGAAGACCUUCAUUGACAACCCAGUCAACAUCUACAACUAA